Mizuhopecten yessoensis (Yesso scallop) is the source of this 3679-nucleotide messenger RNA. RefSeq lists its product as uncharacterized. The transcript is spliced from 9 exons. Gene Ontology annotation, cellular component: tricarboxylic acid cycle heteromeric enzyme complex; mitochondrion. The coding region runs from base 51 to 3104 and encodes 1017 amino acids. Gene Ontology annotation, biological process: fumarate metabolic process; malate metabolic process; tricarboxylic acid cycle. Gene Ontology annotation, molecular function: DNA binding; fumarate hydratase activity. The record is from RefSeq and is a predicted model, not a curated record. NCBI's taxonomy places the organism in Eukaryota, Metazoa, Mollusca, Bivalvia, Pectinida, Pectinidae.
GCUUUAAUUCGACCGGAACCGGAAACUCGAUAGGUAUUAUCAUAACAAAAAUGGAGGCGGAAUCUACCAACACACCUGCACCGGGCCACAAUGACUCGCCAGGUACACACAGACGAGCUGGCAAAAGCAUCGACAGACAAGCAUCGACAGUUCAACCUGUUCGGCACAUUAUGCAAGAACCGUUGACCUUUCUGAAACCGAAACAAGAACCAAGGGCUAGCGAUUGUGAUUAUUCCUGUGGUGUGUUCAACAAUGGAACUGGAGGAGACAUAAACCGUCAAUCAGACAAAGACGAUAGCUAUUUUCCUCGUCGCCACUUCCUCCAAACUAAUAUGUAUAGAACUGGUGCUGGAAACGAAUCCGAAACGACGGGACGUUUUGCAGAAACUAAUGUCACAAUGACUAGUAACGUACAGAAUAAUGAACAUCAUACUUUCACGGGGUCAGAUUUGAUGAGUACAAGAACAAACCAAGACUCUCAUUUAAACAAAAGAGAUCAAAGUGACAUGCAUGUUACAGAGAGAUCGCAAGCCGAUUUUCCUGUACCUGAUCUAAGAAGCGCAGAGAGAGUAUCGGGGAAUACAGAGAUACCCUCUUCCUCAUCACUCCCUGUUUUCCCAAACCAAAGGCCCCCUCCUUACCCAGUGUAUAUGUCGCAAGCAGCACCUCCAACUACAGAAGGAAUAGUAACACAUCAUACAACAGCACAUGUUCCUGCUUCCCAAAGCAGUUGGGAAACCCGACCUAAAGUUGAAGGUUACAACAAUAUGGGAUUCAACAGUAAUGUUUCGGAUUCAUCAAUGCAGUCACAAAUUCAGGAACUGGCAAGUUCUUUAGUUUCGAUGGCAGAUAAUAUGCCGAUGCCUACACCAUCUUCUAAUUCGGUCGGAUUUCCCAUGAGCACAGCAGAAGUAGGACAGGAUUCCCAGAAUGUCAUGUAUAUGAUGCCUGGUGGCAUGCCCGAUGUCAAGAAGAGGAGAGAACUAUCACUGAAAACUAAAGUAGACAUAAUAAACAACGCAGAAGGAAGUGGAAUGAGUCAACGACAGCUUGCUGCUCAGUUCAAUAUAUGUAAAAGUCAAGUACACAAUAUUUUAAAGAGGAAAGAAGAGAUCAAAGAAACAUAUGAAAUAUCACCAGGAUCUGACAGAAAGAGGCGAUUUAUAAGGACAGAGAAUGACGAAAUUAAUAUAAUGACUUUGGAGUGGUACCACCGUUUAAAACAACAGAAUGUGAAGUGUGUGACAGGGAAAAUGUUACAGUGUAAGGCAAGAGAAAUUGCUCAACAACUCGGCAAAACAGAAUUCAAAGCUUCCAAUGGAUGGCUUGAGAGCUUCAGAAAGAGACACAAAAUCGGACCAUGUAACAAUAUAAACAAAGUGAAUACCCCAAAGUUUGAUUUUACGUAUAGUGGCAUGGCAAGUAAUGGAUUUUUCAAGAGUGCAAUAAAUAAUCCUGAACUGUGGAACACAUAUCAUUCCCAACCUGUUCCUAAGGAGUCUAUAGAGGAUUCCAGAUCCAGUCCUCAGUCUGACGAGGAAGUAACGUCCCAGAACUUAUACAGCUACAAUUUCAACAUGAUGUUACAAAACAGAAAUAACAAUAAUAAUGAAGGAGAAACGGAGGACGACAGAGUGGAUAGAUUUGAUGUUGAUUAUAAUGCAAACGAAGACGAAAUCUACCCAUACACUGACACAAAUGAUGGUGCAACACACAGGAUAGAGACGGACAGCUUUGGCAAGCUUGAGGUGCCCGCCAACAAAUACUAUGGGGCAAACACUGCCAGAUCACUGAUGAACUUUGAUAUUGGUGGGCCAAGCGAACAGAUGCCGAUCCCGAUCAUCCAUGCCUUCGGUGUACUGAAGAGAUGUGCCGCUGAGGUCAAUCAAGACUAUGGCCUUGACCCCACGAUUGCCAAAAAUAUCAUGAUAGCUGCUGAAGAGGUGGUGAAGGGGAAGUUAGACACUCACUUUCCCCUGGUGGUGUGGCAGACUGGCUCGGGUACACAGACCAACAUGAAUGUCAACGAGGUCAUCAGUAAUCGUGCCAUAGAAAUUAUGGGUGGUCAGCUAGGCAGCAAGACUCCUGUCCACCCAAAUGACCAUGUCAACAUGAGCCAGAGUUCCAAUGACACCUUCCCUACUGCCAUGCACAUAGCUGUUGCUAUGGAGGUAAACCAUAGACUGUUGCCAGGGAUGGAGAAACUAAGGGCCUCCUUAGCUGCUAAGUGUGAGGACUUCACAGAGAGAAAAAUCGUCAAAAUAGGACGGACGCAUUUGCAGGAUGCCACCCCUCUGACACUGGGCCAGGAGUUCAGUGGCUAUGUCCAACAGAUGGAGUAUGGUAUUGAGAGAGUGAAGGACACCCUACCAAGACUUUACAAACUGGCAGCAGGUGGUACGGCUGUAGGAACUGGACUUAAUACUCGUAUAGGGUUUGCAGAGAGUAUAGCAGAGAAGGUGGCGAGUUACACUGGAAUACCUUUUGUGACGGCUCCAAAUAAGUUUGAGGCUCUGGCAGCUCAUGAUGCAUUAGUGGAGGUGCAUGGGGCCCUUAACACAGUAUCGUGUAGUCUGAUGAAGAUUGCCAAUGAUAUCAGGAUGCUUGGUUCAGGGCCCCGAUGUGGUAUUGGAGAGUUGAUAUUGCCCGAGAAUGAACCAGGCAGCAGUAUUAUGCCAGGAAAAGUGAAUCCUACACAGUGUGAGGCAGUAACCAUGGUAGCAGCCCAGGUAAUGGGUAAUCAUGUCGCCGUUACUGUGGGAGGCAGUAACGGCCAUUUUGAAUUGAAUGUGUUUAAACCCAUGAUGGUGAGGAAUGUUUUACAGUCUGUGAGACUUAUUGGUGAUUCCUGCUUGUCAUUCUCCAAAAACUGUAUUGUGGGCAUCGUAGCCAACGAGGAGAAACUGACCAAAAACCUAAAUGAUUCUCUCAUGUUAGUGACGGCUUUAAAUCCACAUAUUGGAUAUGACAAUGCUUCUCAGAUCGCAAAAUUAGCCCACAAAGAAGGCUUGACCUUGAAGCAAGCAGCAUUAAAACUGGAACUUGUUCCCGAGGACAAGUUUGACGAGUGGGUUAGACCAGAGAAAAUGUUAGGACCAAAGUAGAUCUGAACGGUGACAAGUUUGGCCCUGUGGAUGUGCAUCUUUCUUUGUUGGUUUUGGUAUCUUGAUCUCCUAAUGUAACGUUGGGAGAUGUUUGUAUAAAAGAAGGUGAUCUGUAGAUAUGGUUUGGAAUCUCUGUAAAUCUUUGUCUUUGUGGUAAGUUAGAUCUGAGCAAUGGUAAAUUAAAAAAUCAUGCUACAUGUCCUUUUUUUCUAACUUUUAUGUGAUUAAUAUCACUUGUUAUCAUUGAUUAUAUUUAAUUGCUCUUCCUGGAGUAUAUACAGUAUAUAUUUGGAGAUUCAGAGAAAUGGGAGGCAGGGAGGCACUCUUUUGCGACCAGACCCCUUUUCCUCACCAAUGUUUGUGUUUUUCCUCUCAAGCUAGGAGUGUGUGUAGAUGUAUAUAAUAUGUCAAACGUGAUACUAUUUUGGGGGUGAUUUCUCUUGGAGAACCCCCUAUCUCUCUCAUGUAAAAAUGGUGACAUGCUCCUUACAAAGAGUGUACUUGGUGCUUAUAUCAUAACUUCUGGAUUCUGGAUGAAAUGUUGAAUUAUGAGGAUGACAAAUAAACAGAAAACU